AUGAAGUCCGUCCUAGAGACGUACUUGCACAACGCGCUACAAUUCGUUUUCCCUCAAAAUUGCUUUGAAGAGCUGGUUAUCAACUUCAAUAUAUUUCAUCCAACAUGUCCGAAGAUGGUAUUGAGCCGUGCUCUUGGUCUUGGAAUUACUGGCGGAUCUAUUCUCCUUUUUGUACCUCAAAUCAUAAAGAUCUUCACUGCGAAAAGCGCUAAGGGAAUCUCACUCUUGUCCCAACUUCUUGCUCUCGUCGCUGCUGCUGGUACCGCUGCCUAUAGCUUUAACAAAGGAUUCGUUUUCAGUCAAUGGGGUGAUUCGUUUUUCGUUGCCAUUCAGCUCAUGAUCAUCGUUAUGCAGAUUCUCUAUUAUUCGGACGCUAGUGCUUAUGCUUUUGCAUUUUUUGCAUUUUGUUGGGCGUUUGUAUUUGCUGUCAUCGGAAAUUACGUGCCAGCGGAGAUCCUGAUGAUGAUUCAGGCUCUUGGCAUUCCUAUUACUUCCAUCCAAGCCUGGCAAAAUUUCAAGAACCAAAGCACUGGCCAGUUGUCGCUUGUUUCUGCUUCGUUGCAGUUUGCAGGUGAGCUUAAUAUCCCGUGCAAGCGCAUAGUGCGCUUAAAUAUUUCGUAA
This is a messenger RNA of Cylicostephanus goldi, 621 nucleotides long. Lineage: Eukaryota; Metazoa; Nematoda; Chromadorea; Rhabditida; Strongylidae. The record is from the annotation of a GenBank genome assembly.